Molecule: messenger RNA, 530 nt
Organism: Strongylus vulgaris
Lineage: Eukaryota; Metazoa; Nematoda; Chromadorea; Rhabditida; Strongylidae
Source: the annotation of a GenBank genome assembly
AUGAAGAAGAUGGAUUUGAGGUCGAGCAGCAGGCGACGCAAGGAUUCCCGACAUCGAGACCCCACCUGCAUGGUUAUAGGUGACCCAGUGCUAGUUUCAUACGAUUCCGCUAGUCCAGAAACGAUGCGGAUGAUACCACGUCCCGGUAAUUUAGAUGCUCGAAAUGGACACGUUGCCGUGAGCGUUGCCGAUCGCCAUUCGCGCAGUAAAAGUGCACGACGACAAGGUAUGGUGGUGCUGUCACCCUCGUCGCCAGACUCUUCAGACGACUCAUUUCUGUCGUCGCAUCAUCGACGUCCGGUUGGCCCGUCCGCUCACGCACGACGUGAUCGUUCGGUUCCACCGCAGCUCAUCGAGGCCGAGUAUGAAUAUGCACCACACGAACGGCUACGUAGGGAACGAAUGCCGUAUGAAACAUAUCUGUACCCAGCGUCGCCCGGCAGUUUGACUAGGUAUCGUUUUGCUGGGUUCAAACGGUAUCUCAAGAGUAGUGCAUAUGAGGCACAAAAUAAACAAAGUUUAUUUUAAUU